Nylanderia fulva is the source of this 1321-nucleotide messenger RNA. The record is from RefSeq and is a predicted model, not a curated record. Lineage: Eukaryota; Metazoa; Arthropoda; Insecta; Hymenoptera; Formicidae.
CUUGAGCAUAGAUUAGAGAUAACAUUAGUGCAGAAUCCAGUUCGCAUUCGACGUUGCGAGGUUAAAUCAUAUUUAGGUUAAAAGAAAUUUUAACAGAAUUGUGAAAAAUAUUCCAAAUGGCACAUACUACGAGAUUCCUCGUGAUGACCGGCAAGUUUCUGAAGGGAGGUUGUAAUCUACAGCCGAUGGCUGUGAGAUUCUCUAGCUCAUGGUGGUCUCAUGUAGAGAUGGGACCACCAGAUGCUAUUUUGGGAGUUACUGAGGCAUUUAAGAAAGAUCAAAAUCCCAAAAAGAUCAACUUGGGUGCUGGCGCUUACAGGGAUGACAAUGGCAAACCAUAUGUUCUUCCUAGUGUUCGUAAGGCAGAAGAAAAAAUUCGAAUUAAAGAAAUGGACAAGGAAUAUUCUACAAUCUCUGGCAAUGCUGAAUUUUGCGAGCACAGUAUUAAUCUGGCUCUUGGAGAUGGAAAUGAAGUUGUUACAAAUGGAUUGAAUGCGACGGUUCAAGGAAUUUCUGGUACUGGUUCUCUAUUUGUCGGAGCACAAUUUUUAUCUCAUCAUUUUCCUGGUAAUAAAGAGGUUUAUCUUCCAACUCCUUCAUGGGGAAAUCAUAGUCCUUUAUUCAGGCUUGCUGGACUUACAGUAAAGUCUUAUCGUUACUAUGAUUCAAAAACUUGUGGCUUGGAUUUUAAAGGAGUAGUUGAAGACAUAUCUAGCAUUCCUGAGAGAUCGAUUAUCCUAUUGCAUGCAUGUGCUCACAAUCCCACUGGUGUUGAUCCUAAAGCGGAGCAAUGGGCACAAUUGUCCACUUUGAUCAAGAAAAAUCUAUUUCCAUUUUUCGACAUGGCAUAUCAAGGCUUUGCUUCAGGCGAUCUUACAAGAGAUGCCUUCGCAGUCAGACUGUUCAUUAGAGGACACAAAAUCGCUUUGGCUCAAUCUUAUGCAAAAAAUAUGGGUCUCUAUGGCGAACGCGUUGGUGCGUUCAGUUUGGUAACAGACAGCAAGGAGGAGGCUGCUCGUACUUUGUCGCAAUUGAAGAUUGUCAUUAGGCCAAUGUAUUCGAAUCCACCAAUCUACGGAGCUCGUAUAGUCAAUGAAAUUCUCGGCAAUCCGGAAUUGCGAAAGGAAUGGUUGCGCGACGUUAAAGGUAUGGCCGAUCGCAUCAUUUCGGUUCGCACAAAGCUCAGUGAUAAUUUGAAGAGAAAUGGCAGCAUUCGUGAUUGGUCUCACAUUACCGAUCAAAUUGGAAUGUUCUGUUAUACUGGCCUGAAGCCAAAAGAGGUAAUUUUUUUUCAUUAAAAUAUGGAUUAAUUUAUUGUUGU